Ctenocephalides felis (cat flea) is the source of this 2809-nucleotide messenger RNA. It is a transcript of the gene Ttc7, whose product is annotated as tetratricopeptide repeat protein 7B. The record is from RefSeq and is a predicted model, not a curated record. The transcript is spliced from 7 exons. Gene Ontology annotation, molecular function: protein binding. The coding region runs from base 77 to 2647 and encodes 856 amino acids. NCBI's taxonomy places the organism in Eukaryota, Metazoa, Arthropoda, Insecta, Siphonaptera, Pulicidae. Gene Ontology annotation, cellular component: plasma membrane. Gene Ontology annotation, biological process: phosphatidylinositol phosphate biosynthetic process; protein localization to plasma membrane.
UGUUAUGUUUUGUAUACGAAAUGUCAAUUUGACAAAUUAAUUUAAUUAAACUGUAGUUAUAAUAAUUGUUGUUAAAAUGACCGGAAGAAGGAAUAACGCUGUUCGCAUCGAAGCGGAAAUAGAAAAGAGCCGAGAGGAUGCCAAUUGGAGAAGAGUCAUCGAAUUAUCAGAUCAACUAAAAACCAGAACCCCGAGCUUCGAAUGUCUCUCCAAUUUUCUCAUCGGCGAAGGAAAGUUGGAGAGCUAUUUAGAAGAAAAUCCUCCAAUAGAGGCUAAUUUUAGCAAAGCCGUUACAGGUUUAAGUGAUGCCAAAAAAUAUUUACUCUUAGCCGCCAAUAAUUUAGGCCGUAAGGCUGGUGUGUUCCUGGACGCACAUUUGCUUCUAGGAAAACUUCACUAUGCUUGCGGAAUGUUUGCGGAAAGUUUAGAAAAUUAUUACACUGCCGAAUUGCAUAAGUUACACGAGAAAGAAUUACCUUUACGUAGUUUGCAUAUAGUAGCUGAGUCUUUUGCCAUUAAAGGUUUAUGUUUGGAAAAAAUUAGUAGUCAAAGUAGUAGUAGAUAUAAACAAGCCGAGAGUGAAGAAGAGCUUAUUAGAAGUUUUGAAUUAGCUGCUGAUUUAGGUUUAUUGUAUCUGCAAAGGAUAGAAAAUUUGCAAUCGAGUUCUAUGACUAGUUUAUUGUAUACAGCAAGCACUGCUCCACCUAGUACACCUACGAUAACUCCAAAAGGAAUUGGCCCGGCAUUAAGUACAGCUUUGCAACAUGCUCCAAUUUUACACAUACGUGCAGGUAAAGUUGAAAAUGCUAUAGAACGAUAUAGAUCAAUGCUCAUGGCCGUAGAAAGCGCUACAACACAAUCAAUUAGACUAACUCUAGCUCGCCAAUUAGCAGAAAUUUUAUUAAGAGGUGCCUCAGGGUCUUGUUACACAUCACCUCCUAAAGUAACCAAAGGUUUUGGAGAAGGCCCUUGGAAACCCAGAAAAUAUACAUCACCUAGUCAAUUCACACCAUCUGAUGAAAACGAAGAAACUAUUUUAUUGCUUUUGAUAUCAGAAGCACUAGCUGUAAGAGAUGCUGUUUUAUCACAGUCUCCAGAAUGUAGAGAGGCCAGAAACUUGGCUUUAGGAAAGGCUACUGCCAUAUAUGAUUUAUUAACAAUAGCCACUGUUCGGUGGGGCCAAACUAGUUUACUCCAUGAUUCUUUUGAAAGAGCAAUAAAAUUUUCAUUCAAAGAAAGACAUGUUUGGAAUCAACAUGCUUUAACAUUAGGCACACUAGGGAGAUACAGGGAUGCUUUAUCAGCUUUACGUGAAGCGAUAGACUUGGCUCCUGAUGAUCCUACACCUUGCUUGUUAGCCGCAAGGAUAUGUUAUGAACACAAUCACCAGAUUGAAGAAGGUUUGAAGUUUUCAAGAAUGGCUGUGGCUCGUACGGACAAUCAACACAAUCGUGCUAUUGUGUAUGAAGGCAUUGGACUGCAGAUGCUGGCUAAUGCAACUUAUAUUAAAGCUAAGAAAGAAAAAUUACAUGAAAAGGCAUUAGCUGUAUUUGAGAAAGCUGUAAAUAAUGAUCCUAAUGAUCAUUUGGCCUAUUAUUAUUUGUCUUUGCAGUGUGCUCUGUUGAAUAGGAUUCCAUUGGCUCUGCAAUAUGUGCAGAUUGCAUUGAUGCUUCAGCCCGAAAGCUGUCCAUCGCUCCACCUAUUAGCCCUUCUACUAUCGGCCAGUGGGCGGCCUGCAGACGCCAUCAUGGCUCUCGACGCUGCCUUAAGGGAGCACCCCGACGCCUGGACUUCGUUAGAAGCACGAGCCAGGUUAGAAUUGGCAGCAGGUGAAUCAGAAAAAGCCUUAUCGACUGCUAGGGAAAUGUUGACUCUUUGGCGUGGAGCUAAGGAGGCGUGGCUCCGGUCAAGCCGGGCUGGUUCUGCUGGAGCCAUAGGCGAGGAUGAAGAAGAUGGCAUCGGAGCACCGAGCGUGGUGUACGCACAUUCUGCACAACUAUCAGAUAAGGAUUCGAGUUCACUGCAGGCAACAGCGACUGGGGGUUCCUCUUUAGCGGCAGUUAAAGUCGAACGUGCUAUGAGUGAGGCUGCUUCGUCACUGAGUUCACUUUCUCCUCAGCAACGAUUGCGUGGGCAAAGAGCCGGAUCAGGCCCUGAUGAUUGUUUUGGUCCAGUUAAUAAACUUAAGGCUUUGCAACUAGGAAUCUGGUUACUUUUGUCGGAGAUAUAUCUGUCAAUGGAUCGACCAGAUUCAGCAGAACAAUGUGUAACAGAGGCAGCUGCACUUAGACCACUUUCAAGAGGUGUCAUGCACGCCAGAGGAUCUUUACUGAAACAUGCAGGAAGGUGGCAAGAAGCAGCAGCAUUUUAUGCGAAUGCUUGUGCUAUAGAUCCUCAGAGUGCUCUCUCUCUCCGUGAACUGGGAAGUGCUCAAUGUGCUUUGGGCAGGCAUAGACUAGCCGAGAAAACGCUAAGGGAUGCCGCCAGGCUAGAACCCCGAGACCCUCGAGUGUGGUACGCCCUCGGUGAGGUUCUGGAGGCGCUCGGUGAGCAUUCGAGCGCCGCCGAUUGCAUGGCAGCCGCGCUUGAAACAGGGCGCUCCGCCCCAGUCGCCCCGUUUUCAUCGCUGACUCCUUGCUUUGAAUAAUAAAUAAGUCAGAUUGUUUAAAUUAUUAAGAUUACGUUAAUAAUACGCAGGCAGGAGUUGGGAGAUGGGCGUAUAGAUAUAAAUUAGAGUUAUAUAAUGGCAGAAUUAGACUUAAAUUAAUUGCAAAUAUAGAACCUGAGUUAUAUUGAAAUGAUGAUAUUG